Molecule: messenger RNA, 516 nt
Organism: Ambispora leptoticha
Lineage: Eukaryota; Fungi; Glomeromycota; Glomeromycetes; Archaeosporales; Ambisporaceae
Source: the annotation of a GenBank genome assembly
AUGAAUAAUCAAGCUCCACCGCAACCCUCACCACAACAGACGCUGCAACAACUGUUGCAACAACAACAGCGACGACAACAAGCACAACAAACGCUGCAACAGCUGUUGCAACAACAACAGCAACGACAACAAGCACAACAACAACAACAGCAGCAGCAAGAACUGCUACAGCUGCGAGAAAAGCUCCAGCAGUCGCAGCAACAACUACAAAUAUGGCAGCAAUACACACAGCAGCAACAGGAAAAUUGGCGAAAUCGACAAAGGUCGCAGCAACAGCGACAAGAAAAAGAAAUGCGACAAGAAAAAGAAAUUCAACAACAGCAGCAACAAAUUCUUCAAUUGGAGCAACAGCACCAACAGUUGCAGCAACAGCUCCAAAAGCGUCUGCAACAGCACCAACAGUUGCAGCAACAGCACCAACAGCGUCUGCAACAGCCACAACGACUACAACCAACAUAUGCUAUAGUAGUGUUGUUUUUGCUGCUAUUAUGGACGAUAUACAAACAAAUUAAUUAA